Molecule: messenger RNA, 7415 nt
Organism: Nothobranchius furzeri (turquoise killifish)
Lineage: Eukaryota; Metazoa; Chordata; Actinopteri; Cyprinodontiformes; Nothobranchiidae
Source: RefSeq, a predicted model, not a curated record
CUGAAAUUAAAUUUUAAAUAAUUAAGCUCAUUUUCUAAAUGAAAAAAGUGACAAAAAACUAUGUUGAGUUUAGAAAAUGACAACACUGUUAUUUCACAAGUUCAUACAUAAACUGAUGUUUAUUCAUGUAGGUGCACGUAUUAUUUAUUUACUGUUUACCUUUCAACCAUUUAUAGUUCUGUUUGUGUUUUGUGAAUCCUAAACGGUGCGUCCCGGUGACCACGUGGGGGCAGCAGCGCAGCUUUCGGAGCGUCAUCCUGUCCUUCAGGUGAGUCUGGAGUUACCUGAUGUUGGUUGGGAGCCGCAGAAGCGCCUCAAGACCACCGAGUCAGUGCACAGCGACGACACGAAGCGUGUUUCACCAGCAGCGUUUUCAGUUGGAGGUGGCCGGUGGGGAGCUGCUGUCGUACCCGCGUAAAUACGCACACGGGCAGCUGGGAGGAGGAGUACACCGAGAGAUGUCGGAGUGAGACCGAGCCAAACGAGAAGACUUGUUGGGGAUUGUACAAGCGAACAGACGCAGGAGGAGAUUUCCGUUUCUGGUUCACCCGUGAGCUCCCGCGCAGCCCUGGCUGCUGAAAACGAAGGUUGGCUGUCAACAAGGAAGCCUUCGGCUGUCUGAAGCUACCAUGAAGGCUCAACGUUCACAGGUGCUCCACAGCAACAGAAUUCCCAUUUAGUUGAAGGGAAGGAAGAGACUUUCCCGAAAAGCCAAGAAGCCUUGCGGUUUUUUAGCUCUUGUGGAGCUUUUCUUUCGUUUUUGUUCAGCUAUGAAGGACGUUUUUCUUCUUCACCACAGCAGGUAGAAGUAAAACUGCAGAGCUGCGACAGAGAACUUGCUGUUUAGAGCGAUAAAGCUCACCACCUUAAAGACUUUCUCCGGGAUUAUUGAGGCAAUAGUGACAGUCGUUUUCCUGUUUCUUAUCCAGAGCCAUUGUUCUGCUACCUGGUCCUCUGAAGAUUUUCGGGAUUUUAACGGUUUAGACUUUAGAAACUCCUUGUUUUUCCACUAGUAAUAUAUAAAAGUUACAAUUUCAAUCAAAUCAAUCAAAGCUUUAUUUAUAAAGCGCCUUCCACAACCCUGUCGGGAAGCCCAAAGCGCUGAACACGGUACAUGAGAAGUACAUUUCACCCAAAGCACUUGCAGAGGCCGCAGUGACUGAGGCAGAAGGAGCAGAGGUGAUAGGAGGGCAGAUGGUUUCCCUCUUCCAAAACUCUAACAGAUGGAUGAAUAAAAUAUUGGAAUAGAGGAAGUCGUGACAUCUGGUUGAGAAGUGAGGGAUUCUCGUUCCCCGUCUUUUCUUAUUCUGCUCACUCUUGUCACUACUACCCCCCCACCGGUCCUCUCCAUCCCCCGUCUCUGUGGACGCAGGAGUUCAGCCGGUCACUCAGACAGACAGAAACAAGCUUGAGCGCCGGCUUGUUUCUCCUUUUCUGCUUUGUUCCAUCUUGCCGUGACCCCGUGCCUCCACCCCCGCUCCGCUUCCGUGCUCCCUCCCUCCUCCUGCGCUGUACAGUGUGUGAUGGUGCACCCCCUCCUCUUGGUCCUGGAGACAUGCCUGUACAGGAGAUGGCGGUGAGUCCUGUCAAGUCUCUGCACUGGGAGCAGUUCCCCUCCAUGUCGCAUCGCCGAGUCUACUGCACCCCCGUCUACCACGAAGGCCUGCUGUACGUGCUGGGGGGCUGCAGCGAAACUGGCACGCCCCUGGACAGCGUGGAGGUCCUGGAUGUUGAGAGCCAGAUGUGGAGCCAGCUGCCGCCGCUGCCCACGGCGCGGGCGGGGGCCUCAGCUGUGGCGCUGGGGGGUCUGGUGAUGGUGCUCGGGGGCAUGAAUCAGCAGCAGAGCCCUCUGGCCUCGGUGGAAGUGUACCAUCCCGAUGAGGGCAAAUGGGAGACAAAAGCCUGUUUAAGUCAGCCGUCGAUGGGAGUGACCACAGUGGAGAAAGAUGGGAAAGUGUAUGCCCUGGGCGGAAUGGGAGCAGACACGACGCCUCAGGCGUUUGUGAGAGUCUACGAUGCAGAGAAGGACCAGUGGCAAUCGGUGACCGCCAUGCCGACGCCACGCUACGGAGCCUCACCGUUCGUAAUAGGAAACAUAAUCUAUGUGAUGGGCGGUCGUCAGGGGAAGAUGCCAGUGACGGCUCUGGAGGCGUUUGACCUGGAGACAAAGAGCUGGACAAGUUACCCUUGCAUCCCCAGUCGGAGGGCCUUCUCCUGCUGUGCCUCGAACGAGCGAAGCCUCUUCAGCCUGGGGGGACUUCAGCAGCCGGGACCUCAUAACUUCUACUCCAGACCUCACUUUGUCAGCACCACAGAGGAGUAUGACCUUGAUCAAGGUGUUUGGAUCAAACCCAGCCGAACAUCACGGAUGAGGGAGAAAAGAGCCGACUUUGUGGCUGGAUGCCUGGGAGGAAGGGUGAUCGUAGCCGGUGGUCUGGGUAAUGAGCCGUCGCCUUUGGGCUCAGUGGAGAGCUACAACCCAGUGAAGCGGCGCUGGGAGUACGUGGAGCCCAUGCCUACCGCACGCUGCUCUUCUGCUCUGCUGCAGACCACCAGCAUGCUGUUUGUCAUCGGAGGAGUUGCCCAAGGACCCAGCAACGCUGUGGAGGUCCUCUGCUUACAGGAAACGCUGUGACACACACAGACUAACGCGAACCCUGGAAUAAAUACGAUCUGGCAUUGCUAUUUAAUUCGUGUAUCAGUGGAGACUCCAGAACGUGCACACGAACUGGAUCCACAGAUUGCACUGAAGUACGGUUUUUAUCUUGACGCUCAGCAGAAAGAUUUCCCUUUUGCGCUGAGACUUUUUUAGCCAUUUAUCGAGCAUUUUCAAAUGGGAUGUUCAGAGAAAUUUAAUGACGAAGCCGUUUGAAUACAAGAUGAAGGACAUUCGAGUAGGUUUCUGUGACUUGCAAGGACAAGGAAAUCAGAGGAAGAAAGCACAGAGCAAACAUAACCGACACAGACUCGGUGUCUGGAGGAACAACUCGGCUUAGAACUGUUGAGCAUUUUUCAGAAUAAAAGCAGGGUACUUUUCUGGAUAUUAAAGGAACUUAGGGCCAUAAUUGAAUUUCUUCUCAGCAGCACCGCUCUGCUUUUGCAGCAACGAUACGAUCGGACACUUUUCUACCACAGGAGAAAAUGCCACUUUGGUGGGUUUUGAAAAUGUGGAUGUCAUUAACGGGCCUCUUUUUCCCGAUAGGAAACAAUCCUCAGCAUACAGCCACUCGCUAAAAGUCAACGAGCUGUCGGUUUGAAGUCCGUUCACUUCGUCCCAACAGCAGCAGAGGCGGACCACAGUCACCGCUUCCUUGAUUGAGGAAGAAUUGACUGCACUUGAGCUUGUCAGCUCUUUGCUUUUGCUACACAUCUCUCCAUCCGUGCACCGCUGCAAUCAAUCACUGAGUCCAAACCGCCGCUUGCGCUGUAGCACAGGGAGGACUCCGCUCGUGGAGUGAAUGUGAAGUCACCUGCUGCACUGAAGCAUCCCGACAAAUCAGCUUCCUGCCUCACAGCGCUAGAUUCCCCCUGAGUCAUAGCAGUGUGCUUUAUUAUUAACCUCAACAUGAAGCCAGGCAGAUGAUGGAUUUACGGUUAAAACACCUGACCUGAAUGUGUGUGGAGUUCCUCUUGAAUUUAAGACCGAACAGGGCUCUAACACAGGAAAUACAGCUGAGUUGCAGGUUUUCACUAACAAUCUGCAUUGACUUCACUGAUUUCCCUAACAAAUGCAUGUCCCUAAGGAGAAACUAAUUAGAUGUGGCCACAGACAGAAUAAUUCUGGUGGCUUAUCCAAGUUUUUCUGCUUUAGGAGUUCUGGGAAUUUUCUUGCAGAGGGGAACGGUGCAGACGCAGUCCUCUUAGCUUUUGGGCUUCCGUAUGAGAUCUGCUCUUUCAGGACUCGGCUAAGACGUCAGCUUAUCAGGACCGUUUUGUCGAUGAGUGAUGUCACUUAAUGACAAAAGUUUUAUUCUGUCAAAGUACGCCGCAAUGUUAUUCCUUCAGGGAUAAAUACUCAGGAAAAUAAACUAACUCUUCAUAACGGUUAAUCUUCAGUUUUCAAUGAUGCCUACAAACAGGUUUAGUUAAUUUGAAGUUUGCGAUAAGAAACUAAAAUUAUAUCUUAGUUUUCAUAUGUGAUUUGGUCUGAUUGGCAGACAACAACCUUAAUAUGAAUCACAAAACAUAAAAAAGACUUCUCUGUUUCACCUCCUCCUCUCUAAUUACACGAUGCAUCAUCUAGAUGCUCUUCGCCGACGUCCAAAGAAUGUAAAUUCACCAAAAGGCUGAAUGAAAUCACAGGAAACGCUGAAAAGUUGGAGAAUUACAGGAAGAGAAAGCUGCCUCUGGCCUCAAGGGGAAGAAAACGUUCUGCACAUGUUAGCGUGCACACACGCACACGCGCACACACACACACGCGCACGCACACACACACACACACACACACACACACACACAAACUGUUUUUACAGGACCACAGCGUUUGCAACACGGGAUUCGCCGCGGCUCACUGGGGAGGAUUUUGGCAUUUAUAGUAGCAAAGCUGAAGCUAGAAUAAACUGCUAUCAGGCACCUCUCAAACCAAGACGUGAUAAAGAGAGGUCGCUGCCCCUAGUGAGAGAACAUGUAUAUCUGUGUUUAUAUAGCUUCCGGCCGGCACUCGGCGUGCAGUAUACGUCGCCAACGCAACCACCCUCUUUUGCAGGGGGGCCUCCCACAGUCACUCCAAAGGGAUUAGCGGGGCCGUUUAGCCUUCAGAGGUGAGGAACUCAUGCGGCAAUAUUACUACGAGGCUAAGCGCAUCAAAAUCGAGUUUUUUCACCUUUCCCCUUUGCUCCUCGCCGCAUUAACGAGACCCACAAAUUGGGAUUUAUCGCUCAGUAAUGACGCGAUGGUCUGUCUUAUAAAAGAGGCUAUUGAAGGCUACAGAAAUGUGUUUCUUUGUAGUUUUUGCAAAAGACGUCAUUGACCGUUGGCUGUAUUUCAGUAAUACUCAUAGAAAGUAAAAAAUUAGGGUUUAAUUUUGGUGUCAACCUCAAUCAAAGUUAAUCCAACUUGUCAAGUACUGUAGGUCGUUCACCUCUACUUCCACGUUUACUUACAGUUAACUUUACACACGUCUCAUCAGGUUUUGAUAACUCCACUCGUUUAGUGUUGCUGUGCUACUCGCUGUCACAUUUAGUGGAUUUGUUACAUUGACCUCGUUAAAAUGAGCUGAAAAAAUAAUGUUUCAUUAACUUUGUUAGGUUGGAAGCAAAUCUCAGGUGCUGGUGGGGUUGGCUGCCAGGGGCGUUUAGAAGUGGGGUGACACAUCUGGCAUGAGGACCGUGGGGGGGUCUUUACAGUACGAUCUAAAGGGAAAACGGGCUUCAACACAAACGGUUUUAUUUCUGCUUGGCCCUCUUGAUUCAGCCAGUGUCUAUUUAUUAUAGCGUAAUAUUGCUUUAGGACAGUAAAAAGUGCAGAAGUCAAAACUUGACUUUGGAAAAAGUGUGUGUGUGUGUGUGUGUGGGGGGGGGGGGGGGCUGUCCCCCCCGUCCCCCCCAAAAAAUUAUGUCCAUGAUCACAUGGUAAAAAGCUAAAAACAGUCAAUUUUUGAUGAUAUGGAACUUUUCAACUAAAAGGAAUAGAAGCACAUGCAGAUACUUCAGUGUUUUAAUAUUUCACGGCUGAGGAACUAAAAGUUUUACGCUUUCACUGAAAACUUUGGAACAUGAGCAGCAUCUCAUUCAAAUCUGAACAUAACGAUCUUUCAUGCCGUUCACCUGAGAUUUGAGCCAGUUCAGGGAUGUGGUUGAGCUUUUCUCAGCAAACUCUGGAUGCCGUUCAGACAUCAGACAGCAGAUAGAUGCAGAGGGAGCACAGACACCUGCUCUUGCUGCAGAAUAAAGCUCCUAAACAACCUCCAGGCUGCACCGGCAGAGUAAGAAGCUCAAACAGACAGAAAUUCAGCAUCAUCUCCAUUUUUCUCUCUAAAAUUAGGUUAAACGUAAGAUAAAUCCAUGUGUGCAUCUUUGAUGCACUCACACAGUUCCCCCAUGUUUCUAUUUUUGUAGGUGUGCACUCAAAAUGUAUGUGCAACUGUGUCAUCGUGUCAGCUCAUGGCUGCGUGCUUGUUGUUAUGCUUCUGUGUGGGUGUUUAAAUGCAAAUUCACACCCAUCAUCAUAAGCUGUCUGGAGCUAGAACACCACCUCCUUUGCUGUCCUUCUAGCCUUCACAUCCAUUUUACGUGUCACGCUGCAGUUGCCAUGAACUUCUGGGAGUUUGCCAGAGCUAGCUCUCACUAAAGUCUAGAGUUUUCCUUUAAAACCUUUUCUCUCUUUCCCUCCCUCGCCCUGUCGGCAUCAGAGUGUUGCACCAAGGUGAUCUCAUAUAAAUCUAGAGUUUGUUUCCAGCUGAAAACACACACAAAGCCUGCCUCCCCAUGCGAGGCAUGUUUCAGGCUGUUUACCCAUCGGGGGGACGUCUCUGCUGCUUCUGACAGCAGGCUGAGGUACAAAACAAAAGAGCAGGAUGCUUCAGUGCAGGUAGCAGCUAAUUACAUGCUGCGUUUCUUUAGCAGGCCGCGAGCGAGUGACGCACGAGCUAAUGAAAAUGUUUGUGCAUGUGUUAAAAAAAACAUGGAAGGUCAAAGCGUAUUUUGGAUUCGUGCACCAGUGUACGACAGCAAGAGCAUUAAAGGGACAGUUCAGAUCUUUUAAAGUGGGAUUCUGGGAAACGUCAUUGCCUAGUUACCAUAUGAUUUUAUUUACAUUAAUAGUUUUCCCUGAUGACAACAUUCCCACAGAAACCCACCAAACCAGAUUUGAACUAUGACCUCUCCCGUCCCUCCCGGGGGUGUUGCCUUGUGUCUCAUCACCUCCCUGACUUUUCAGACAUGCCCCCCUCAUCCGAGACACAUUCAGGGUCCUGUUUCAGUGUAGGCAUGCUCUGUGCCUUAACCCCAACAAUAAGACCCACAGACUCAGGUUCUGAUGAAACAGGGGGUUGAUCCUGAUGUUUUAACUUUAACUGGACAUUUUAUAAACCACAUGCAGUUUUAUUUCCAUCUUUUCUGCACUUGGGGUUGUUCCCCAGGCAACGGGAAGCACUGUCGACUCCUGCCGGCAGCAUAAAUAUGUUCCUCUUACAUUUGCAUAACGUACCCACCUCUCCUCUUUAGUUUAAAUGUAUUUUUGUGUUGUUUAAGUUCUUAAAUGACACUGAUGAGGUGAUGAUUUCCUCAUUCUUUAUGUUGCCCUCCAGAUGUUUGUUACGUGGGUCGAGGCUGUGAGGUGACAGAUGUGUUGUGGUGUCAUUCAGAUCUCAGCUGGGUUCCCCAAAGUGUUUGUUGCUGUAGCUGUGUGUUUUUGCAACACUUUGCAAAAGCGGAAAAUAUAUAUUUCUAAUAUUCACGAAUAAAAAGUUAUUUCGA